Eremothecium cymbalariae DBVPG#7215 is the source of this 2220-nucleotide messenger RNA. RefSeq names its product Mms4p (gene MMS4). Lineage: Eukaryota; Fungi; Ascomycota; Saccharomycetes; Saccharomycetales; Saccharomycetaceae. Gene Ontology annotation, molecular function: nuclease activity; DNA binding. The transcript has a single exon. Bases 1 to 2220 code for a protein of 739 amino acids. The record is from RefSeq and is a predicted model, not a curated record.
AUGGUUGAAGUUAUUGACAUUGAAUCAUCCACUAAUGAUAAGGUGGGAGAUAUCACCCUUGACAACAAUGUGAUAGAAAUUGUAUCAGACCUUGAUGAAAUACCCAAUGCAGAAGAACCUCAAAGAAGAAAUUAUCCCUCCUCUCCAAACAAACAGUACACUAGAGCUUCAGUUGAAGAUGUUAACAGUUCUGUUCAGAGGGUAUCAGUAUCAAUUGAACUAGAUGGGCAGUUCCAAAGGGAUACAUCGAUAAAUGAUAGCGAAAUUAAUACUUCCGACCUUAAAGCAUCGUAUUCAACACGUUCACAUCCAUUGGAGGUUAUGAGUGUUAAUGAAGACUCGAAUACUUUCACACCUCCCAAAGUACCUCCCAGGAAAAUGGUAAGAAAGAUGUUUGUUGACAAUAAAUAUCACAUAGAUACUGCUACAAAAAACAAAAAACGUAACUCUAGUAAGAGUCCUACAGAUAUCCUAAGCAAUAUUUUGAGUGAUAGUGAGGAUAAUACGUCUAGCAUAGAUACACCUGGAAAUAGCAGCACUUAUAAUCCUGAUACGUUGGCUGUUUUAACAUCCAAAUGGGCAUGUUCUGGAAAUUCAAAAACAAGUAAAUCCGGCACACCAUAUUCGACUUCACUAUAUUCUUCCAAGCCUUUGCCCGUUAAUACUGAAAAUGUGAGGAGCUAUUUAAGAAGGACACUAGCCAACAGUAAUAAUGUUGUUGUAAGCGAUGCAAUUGAUGAAUUUUCAUCUCAUGCAUUAAUUUCAAGCGCACUUCCGCCUGAAGAAUUAAGUUCUGAACGACCGUCUGCUGCGACUAAAAGAACUAGGGAAGGUUCUAGUGUUCGGUCAGAACCUGAAGGGUCGACAUCAACAUCACUAAGGGGAAGCAAGACUUUAUCAUGCGACAAAAAUCCUGAACAAAGAAUUAAUGACAUAGUUUCAUUAACCGAAGUCCAGAAUUUUCGAAAUGAAAUAAAUGAAAAAUCUGGCACACCAUCAGAAGGUGGAACGAUUGUUGAAUUCUUAGAACUGUCUCAAGAUGAGGGUAUAAGCACACCUAAGAAACAAAAGUCACCUUCAUAUGAGUCAAUCGAUCCAGACUCGUCGUUUAUUUCAGGGGCGCUAAACAAUUCGACAGAAACAAAAAAUGUUGUGGAUUCAAACGAACAGGCUACUCAAUUUUCUGAUAAGAUCUACAUUGUCCAUAGUGAACAUUUUUCAGAUGCUGAAUCUCAGUCUAUGAUCGGUAGAAUCAUUUCCAAUGCAAAAUUAAAAAAGCGUUUUAAUGAAGCCAAUAAAGCAUCGAGAAAUAAGGACAUAUUAUUAGCAGAGCUUGUUCUUAGUAUUAAUGAUGAUGUCUACAAAUAUUUCUCAAGUGAACAGGUACACAUAAAAGAAGUAUUAAGUCCUGCACAAGUAUUCCAAAAUUAUGAAGACUUGCCCAUCAUACGUUUUAAAAGAAAUUGCACUACGAUUUACGAUUUGAACCACAAUUUAUUCUACCCAUGUGAUUCUGUGUUAUGCGAAGAGACUACAUGUGUCUUAUUUUAUAAGGCUAUUGACUUUUUUUAUCAAUAUCGUACUCAAAAGAAUUACUUUCUUCGAAGAAUAAGAAGCCUUGCUAAAUCUGGUAAAAAAGUCAUCAUAGCAUUGAAUGAUUACAAUCGACUUGAAAAAUCUAUAACUCAUUUGGAAAAUAAACAUCUAAGAGAGAGAGUUGAGGAGCAGCUGAAUGGUAAUUUAACGAGUCCAAAAAGGAAAUCCGCCAAAGAGGUAAAACUGGAAGAAUUAGACAUGAAGGCAAAGGACUUGGAUAGAAAAUUAAAUGAAAUUACCAUUCAUGCAGAUGUUGAUAUAUUUCCUAUUAACAGCACCUUAGAUUUCAUGAAUUGGCUCAAUAACUUGGUAUUGGUUGUGGCUAAGCACAGAUAUCACUCUACUGUGAAAAAUAUGAAUUGGGCCCAUAUUAACGUCAAAAUUGGAAAAACCCCCACUGAAGUUCUCUCAAAAGCACUGCAACAAGUAAAUAACGUUACUCAAUGUAAGGCAGAUAGAAUCACAAAUGUGUACCCCUCAUUUCAAAAACUAUUUGCUGACUUCAGGAAAGGUUACUUAGUAUCGGGGAGGGAUGGUAAUCCAUUGAUGACUAAACUAGCCGAGAAAGCCAUAUAUGCACUUUGCAUGUCAGAUAACCCGGAGGAAAAGAUAUACUUUGACUAA